This is a messenger RNA of Melanotaenia boesemani (Boeseman's rainbowfish), 1195 nucleotides long. It is a transcript of the gene guca1c, whose product is annotated as guanylate cyclase activator 1C. Lineage: Eukaryota; Metazoa; Chordata; Actinopteri; Atheriniformes; Melanotaeniidae. The transcript is spliced from 4 exons. Gene Ontology annotation, molecular function: calcium sensitive guanylate cyclase activator activity; calcium ion binding. The record is from RefSeq and is a predicted model, not a curated record. The coding region runs from base 369 to 938 and encodes 189 amino acids.
AUACAAAAAGUGCAAUUUUGUAUAGUUAUUUUAAUAUUUGCACAUCUUUCAGAGCAAAACCUUUAGGAACCUCCUUUGUGCCACAUUUUUAUCCUGUCAUAUAGAACAUUGGUGCCAAGCCCUUCUUCAGUCAAGAAUGCAAAGUCCUGAGGUUCCAGGAAGACUUCUACAGUUAUCCCAUUAAGGGGUUAUCUCUCCUUUUGGCUUAAAGAUUAGGGCAGAAUUUGCGUCAGGUUUCAGUCAGACUUCAGAGGUGCUGGUGCCACAGUCUUUGCCAGAGACAGGUUCCCUGCCAGAUUUUUGCAGGAUUCGUGACAAAGGUGUCUGCUGGUUUCGUGAGGAAAAAAUCACAAUCCUUUAAAGGAAUAAUGGGUUCUCACGGCUCAAGCCUGGAUGAUAUCCUGGAGGAGGACAUGCACCACUGGUACACAAAAUUCAUGAGGGAAUCUCCAUCAGGACUCAUCACACUGUUUGAGCUUAAGACAAUGCUUGAAAUGAACGGUAUGACAGAGGAGGCCAGCAGUUAUGUAGACCAAGUCUUCUUCACCUUCGACAUGGAUGGGGAUGGAUAUAUAGAUUUUGUUGAAUACAUUGCAGCUAUAAGUUUAUUACUGAAAGGAGAAAUAAAUCAGAAAUUAAAGUGGUACUUCAAGCUUUUUGAUCAAGAUGGAAAUGGGAAAAUUGACAAGGAUGAACUGGAGACUAUAUUUAAGGCUAUUCAAGAUAUCACUAGAAGUUAUGACGUCCCUCCAGACGAGAUUGUGACUCUCAUUUAUGAGAAAAUUGAUGUCAAUGGAGAAGGUGAACUGACACUGGAGGAGUUCAUAAGUGGAGCAAGGGAGCAUCCUGAUAUCAUGGAAAUGCUCACUAAGAUGAUGGAUCUUACCCACGUCCUAGAAAUCAUCAUCAACGGUCAACAGACAAAAGCUGCGAGCUGAGUUGGGACUCAAUAAACAGGAUUACACUGAGGAUUGAGCGUUGAGUAAAAGACUGUACUGGAAACAAUUAAGUCCGAACUGACUGACUGCACCCUUUCCUCCUCUGCUAGCAUUCUGACAUUUACUGUACAGGUUUGUGUAUGUUCAAAAUCAUUUUGCAAGACAUUUGUUUGGUAUAUUUCAGUGAAUGGAGGCAAAUAAUCUCCAAGGUUCUCAUUAUGGUUCCAGGUGGUGCAAAACAGGGUGAAAAAGUCAUU